Molecule: messenger RNA, 4215 nt
Organism: Adineta ricciae
Lineage: Eukaryota; Metazoa; Rotifera; Eurotatoria; Adinetida; Adinetidae
Source: the annotation of a GenBank genome assembly
AUGCCCAAAGCAAGUGCUAAUUCAAAUGCUGCACCAUUACUUGCACGUAUAAUUCAAGUGAGAAAACGUCGGCCGAAAAAUGCCGGAAAACCUCGACCACCGCGAGAUCUACUUCAAAAAAAAUUGAUUGACAUGGCUACAGGAACAUAUUCAACUCGUUUGUAUCAUUCAGCUGUCGAUGGUCUAAUCAAUUCAACAGAUGAUGACCGUCAAAAUUUAAUUACUAAAACUAAAAAAUCAUCAUUUUGUUAUCCUAUUGUAUCUCCGUCAAGUCAUACAUCGCCGUCGUCAUACAUGCCUCAAUCGUACCCAAUCCACUCCAAUGUGCUACGAUCUUCGACAGGAUCGAUCUUACAUCGUGCACCAAACCCUCAUGUUCUCCCGACACGAGUUCUUCGUCCAACAAAUCUUCGUUGGGAUUCACCAAUUAAUAUUAUUGAUUUCAAAACGCGUCCGUUGAUCAAUCAAAAGAAAACAUUCCAGAAUCCAUUUUUCUUUGCAUCGAAAAACAAAUUAGCACGAUCAGAAUCGCUACAAAUGCCAAAUACAUAUUUCUUAAAUAAUCAAAUGAUGCAAAAAUCUAAACUUGACGCUAAGCAUUUCUGCGGUCUAGCACCGAUACAAGAAAAUAAAUAUAUGAUAAAAGAAAUUCCUCCCUUUCGACCUCCAAUAUCGAUAAGUAAGAGGCCUACCGUUAAUGCAAACAAUUUUCCAACAUCACCAUCAGCAGUAGCUCUUUCAACAUCAAUCAAUUCGUCAGAAUAUGAACCAUUACCACAGUCGCAAUCGGCAUUUAACCUAAGUAAUAACAGUAACAAUAUCAAUACAAUGACGAAUAUUCCAUUACAUACAACACCUCCACGCAAUAAUGGUGAAUCGAUGACAGACAAGACAAGUGGAAAUGGUUCGACAAUCGUUCCAUGUACCAUCGAAAGUGAUAUCGAAGUGGAAGAAGAAGAAGUUCAUGACAUUCGCGGUUCCGAUGAUGACGAACAAGAAGAUCCAAAAGAUUAUUGCAAAGGUGGUUAUCAUCCGAUAACGAUCGGUUCAAUUUUUAAUCAACGUUAUCAUGUUAUUCGCAAACUCGGUUGGGGUCAUUUCUCCACCGUAUGGUUAUGUUGGGAUCGUAAGGCAGCACGAUUUGUUGCUAUGAAAGUUGUUAAAAGUGCUAAACAUUACACUGAAACAGCACUCGAUGAAAUCAAAUUAUUAACACAUGUUCGUGAAAGUGAUCCAUCAGAUCCUUAUCGUCUCAAAUUUGUUAAAAGUGCUAAACAUUACACUGAAACAGCACUCGAUGAAAUCAAAUUAUUAACACAUGUUCGUGAAAGUGAUCCAUCAGAUCCUUAUCGUCUCAAAUGUGUGCAAUUGCUCGAUGAUUUCAAAGUCGCUGGUGUUAAUGGCACACAUGUUUGCAUGGUUUUCGAAGUACUCGGACAUAAUUUGCUAAAAUUAAUCAUACGUUCAAACUAUCGCGGUAUACCCAUACCAAAUGUCAAAACAAUUACCAAACAAGUCCUUCAAGGUCUUGAUUAUCUUCAUCGUAAAUGUCAGAUUAUUCACACGGAUAUCAAACCAGAAAAUGUACUUAUGUGUGUGGAUGAAGAGCAUGUACGUGCGUUAGCUUAUCAAGCUGCUGAAUGGCAUAAACCUGGCAUAAAACCAGUUGGGUCUGCAGUCGCUACGACUCAUAUAGUCAACCGGCCUGAUCCGAAGACAAUGUCAAAAAACAAAAAGAAAAAGCUGAAGAAAAAAGAAAAACAAAAGCAAAAGAUGCUUGAGCUGACACAACAGCAAAUUCAAGAUGCUGAAAAACAAAAACAGAAUUUAUUAAGUUCACCCAAUCAGAUUAAUUUGAAUAAACUGGUUCUUGCCGAACCCACGUCACCCUCAACGGAAUCGAAGCCAGAUAUUUCUGAAAAUCCUUCCGAUGAAAAGAAAACUAAUGGCCAUCCGAGUUCUCCUAGAGAGAAAAAAUCAGAUGACAGUGAUGCAGAUAAUUCAGUUAUUCGACCAGGUAAUGGUCACGAUAAAGAACAAAAAAUUAAGUCAACCAAUGGAAAAACUGAACAAAAACUUAAUGAACAAGCUGCGAUGGCAGCCACUGCUGCUAUUUCAGGUGAUUCGGACAAACAAACAACAUCCAACGAUGUCGAUACAAUAUCCAGACCACGACCCAUGGCUGAACGAACACCGAAUCCUGUUGUUGAAGUAGUUCCAGAAGACAUUCUUCAAGUUAAAAUAGCCGAUUUAGGAAAUGCUUGUUGGACAUACCAACAUUUCACCGAAGACAUUCAAACGCGACAAUAUCGAUCACUUGAGGUUAUUCUUGGCUCUGGUUAUGACACAUCAGCUGAUAUAUGGAGUGUGGCUUGCAUGGCAUUCGAACUGGCAACGGGAGAUUAUUUAUUUGAACCACAUAGUGGAGAGGAUUACAGCCGUGAUGAAGAUCAUAUUGCACAUAUUAUCGAAUUACUUGGACCUAUACCGAUUGAAAUUGCUCAUUCGGGUCGAUAUUCAAAGGAGUUUUUCAAUAAGCGAGGACAAUUACGUAAUAUCAAACAAUUAAAACCAUGGGAUCUAUUUCAUGUCUUAACUGAAAAAUACAAAUGGCCACCAUAUGAAGCCAUUGAAUUCACCCACUUUCUCGAACCAAUGCUUCACUAUGACGUUAAUCUUCGUGCUACAGCUGCUGAAUGUCUAAUGAAUCCUUGGAUCACUGGUGAACCUUUGUUUGGUAAUCCAACUGAAGGUUUUAUAUACACAGACGAGCAGUUAGGUUAUGGUAGUAGUACAGAGCAUAGUCCGACAGGUUUACGAGCUGGUGCCGCAAGCUUCGACUUUCAUACUCAUCCAGCUGAUCUCGGUGGUUUCUUAUCAUCUACAAUUGGUCAUCAACAAAUCUUACAUGGUGCAGUUGAUUUCCACCCAGACGAAUCGGAUGAUGAUGACAUAUCCGGAGCAUCAGAUGACGAUGACGAGGAACAAUCGGACGGUGAUGAAAGUAGCACUUCCGAUCGGUUGUUCAAUGAUAUUCGACAAUAUUGUGUCAACAUAUCUCGAAAAGGUGAUGACAAUAUCGUAUCACUAUCAACAACGGAUCGCAUCUCAAAACUAAAUACUUGUCAAUCGACACAGCUGUCCGAUUGUUUAUUUUCUCAAUCGAAAACGAAAUUGCAUUUAUCGGAUUGCAUCAAUGGGGCAAAUGCCUGUUCAUCGUUCGCUCUCAAAGAUUUCUUUGCAGAGUAUCUGCAACGGGAUAAUCAUCAAACGUUGACUGAUUCACUCUUUGAAUUAGCUCGAGAGGAAACAAAUUGUUCACAUUCACUUAUGAAUAAUAAUCAGUUGAAGUUAUUGCCAGCAUUGAAUGCAAACCUUCAAGUGUCGAAUAAUAAUAAGAAAAAAACGAAAAAGAAAAAGUCCGAGGAGGAGAAGGAAUCAGGGGGCGAUGAUUAUAAGAAAAACGAGUAUGAGACAAAGAUGGAGAAUGCAACUACUACUAAAAAGUCGAACAAAGUCGGAGAAACAAUCUCAAAUGAUUCAGACGUUAGCAUCGAUACUCAAAGUUCAAUUGAUUCAUCACGUGUAUAUCAUGACAAAUCACGAGCUCCUACUGUUUCGAUUCCCAUGCCACAUUCAAAUGACAUGUUCGUAAAAGAUUUACCAAGCUCUGAUUUGCACAUAACAGGCGAUGGAGACGAAGUUCUAAUCACGUUGAGGAUCAGUCCACUGAAUCAGAAACAACUGAAUCUUUCUAAUCAGCAUGUUCCUUACCUUUCGCAAACAUGGAACGGAACAAUGUCACAGAAUGUUGAAAUUAUAGCAAAAGGUGUCGUAAAAAUCAAAAACGAAUUCACUACAUCAACAAUGCCUUCCGUUAAUCAACCGGUUUCUAUGUCAACUCGCCCACCUAUCGUACCACGCACUUGCGCUAUGAAUCUGCCAUCGACACCUAUUGCACCAUGCAUUCAACCGGUAUUUCCUUCGUUCAAUACGAUGACGCCUAAUGGCAUUCAUAGUCCGGUCAGCUGUGAUAGUGACGUAGUCCAUCGUCGAUUUCACAGAAAUUUCGGCAAAUGUGAUCAUCUAUGUGAAUCGUCUCUUAGACAACCAGAUUUUCGCGGCCGACCAGCUCCUGGUCUUCUGACCGAUCCAUGUUUUCUUCAUUCAUUACCAACACGAAACUAUACUGCUAAACGGCCAUCAAAUCAGUAA